Molecule: messenger RNA, 1233 nt
Organism: Rotaria sordida
Lineage: Eukaryota; Metazoa; Rotifera; Eurotatoria; Philodinida; Philodinidae
Source: the annotation of a GenBank genome assembly
AUGUCUCCAUUGAUGUAUAGAAUUAUUUUAGAAGGUCAUAGUGGUGUUAAUCAAUUAGGUGGAGUUUUUGUAAACGGACGACCAUUGCCUGAAACUAUUCGACAUCAAAUUGUUGAGCUGGCUCGACAAGGUACAAGACCGUGUGAAAUUUCACGAAAAUUACAAGUAUCUAAUGGAUGUGUAUCUAAAAUCUUGGGUCGAUUUUAUCAAACCGGUUCGGUAAAGCCGAGAGCUAUUGGUGGUUCAAAACCACGUGUUGCAACACCAGAUGUCAUUGCAAAAAUUUCACAAAUUAAAACUGAAAAUCCUUCAAUAUUUGCAUGGGAAAUUCGUGAACGUCUUCUUAAUGAAUCUUUAUGUACACAUGAUAAUUUACCGAGUGUUUCUUCUAUCAAUCGAGUAUUACGCAAUUUAUCUUCUUCAUCAUUGAUAAAAUCUACUUCAAAUUUUUCAUAUGAUAGUUUACUUAAUUCAUCAACAUCAUCAUUUUGGCCACCAUUAGGAGAAACAAAUUCAACAUAUACAUGGACUUAUCAUAAUUCAAAACAUAAUACAAAUGAAAUAAAUUCUUCAACUGAAGGAAUUAAAUAUGAAUUAAUGAAUGAAGAUAAUAAUAGUAUUAAUGAUAAUGAACAAUGUAUAAAUAAUGAUUUAGAUUUAAAACAAAGAAUACAACGUAAUCGUACAGCUUUUACACAAGAACAAAUAAGAAUACUUGAAAAAGAAUUUGAACAUACACAUUAUCCCGAUAUUUAUGUACGUGAACGUUUAGCAAAAAGUAUAAAUUUACAAGAAAAUCGUAUACAAGUUUGGUUUUCUAAUCGAAGAGCUAAAUGGCGUCGUGAAGACAAAGCACGUAAACAAAAACAUACACCUACUACUUGUGAAUCAUCGACAACUAAUACAAGUAUUCAAUCGAUAGUUUCUCCAACAACAUUAUCUAUAUCUACUCCUCAACAAACACCAGGUUAUAUUAUUGAAUCAAAUAUUCCACAAUGUUAUUUUUCAAUGGAUAAUCAACAAAAUUUAUCUGUUAAUUAUUCAUGUUCAUCAUCGAAUCCAACAUAUUCAUUAUCAACAGGUAAUUGUUAUGAAGAUCUUUCAUUUACACAAAAAUCAUCAUCAUCUUAUCUUCCAUCGGAUUAUACUACGCUUUCAUCGAACACAAUGUGUCAAUCAUCCAAUUUUCUUCAAACAUCAAUGCCAUCAUCAAUAUUUUGGAAUCGAUUUUAA